GUCGGCACUUUCGGACAAUAGGAUACGUUUGAUGAAUGAAAUCAUAAAAGGCAUGCGAGUCAUCAAAAUGUACGCCUGGGAGAGACAUUUCAACGCACUUAUAUCGGAGGCCCGACGCAAAGAGAUGUCGCAAAUCCGUAAGUCGACUGUAUUGAAGGCCCUGAACAACAGCAUAUCGAUGAUCAGUCCGCGAGCCAUCAUAUUCGCCAUAUUCAUCGUACAUGUGCUCACGACUGGCCAUUUGGGGGCGGAGUCUGUGUUCGUAACGAUGAACAUCUUCAACGCCCUGCGCUUCACAAUGACAUUCGCUUUCCCACAAUCGGUGGCGUUGGCCGCAGAGCUGUACGUGUCGUGCAAACGCAUCCAGAAAUACCUACUCUUAGAGGAGGUCCGCGACAGACAAUACAUUACACACCCGAUGACAGGCGACGGCAAAGACCCCGAUAUCGACGCCAAAGUUCCGUUGAUUAGUGACCACCAAAACGACGGACAUCUCGACGACCAUCACAACGAGGACUGCAGUGUCAGCGUUAGGAAUAUGUCCGCCGCUUGGGAUCCGACAUUAGAGAACCCGACUCUCAAAGGCAUUACCGUCUCAUUAGCGCCGGGAGAGCUGUUGGCAGUGAUAGGACCCGUCGGCUCCGGCAAAAGCUCGUUUCUGAUGUCACUGUUGGACGAGAUUGAGGUGACCGCAGGUCACGCGUCAGUGAGGGGUAGCGUCGCGUACGCGGCGCAGGAGUCG
This is a messenger RNA of Medioppia subpectinata, 742 nucleotides long. The record is from the annotation of a GenBank genome assembly. NCBI's taxonomy places the organism in Eukaryota, Metazoa, Arthropoda, Arachnida, Sarcoptiformes, Oppiidae.